Pyricularia pennisetigena is the source of this 1182-nucleotide messenger RNA. RefSeq lists its product as uncharacterized. The record is from RefSeq and is a predicted model, not a curated record. Gene Ontology annotation, biological process: tRNA processing. Bases 1 to 1182 code for a protein of 393 amino acids. NCBI's taxonomy places the organism in Eukaryota, Fungi, Ascomycota, Sordariomycetes, Magnaporthales, Pyriculariaceae. Gene Ontology annotation, molecular function: flavin adenine dinucleotide binding; tRNA dihydrouridine synthase activity. The transcript has 5 exons.
AUGGCUGAUUUGGUGGAUCAGGUCCACCCUCUCAGGAUCUUUGACUUGGCAAAAGACCAGGGCAGAUUUCUCUACGCGUGCGCGCCCAUGGUCAGGUACAGCAAGGCAAGUACGCUGCCGCGGUUUGGCCAUCCCCAGCUUGCUUUCCGCCAAACCGUACACUCGUAUGGCACAGAUAUAUGUUGGACACCCAUGAUACUGGCCAAGGAGUUCAACCGAAAUGAGUUUGCCCGGGAUAGUGACUUCACCUUGUCCACCGCACCGCAGCCUCAACCGCCAACCAUUGUCCAGUUCGGCGCCAACGUGCCCCUCGAGCUGGCUCGCGCCUCCUCCCUCGUCGCUCCUUUUGUAGCGGGCGUGGAUCUCAACUGCGGCUGCCCGCAAUCGUGGGCCUGCGCCGAGACGCUCGGCGCCGCGCUCAUGGAGCGCCGUGAACUGGUCAGGGACAUGAUCGUCGAGACCAGGUCCCGUCUAGCCAGUGACGGCUGGGCCGUUGGCCUGGAGCGCGACAGGGACGAUUCUAAGGGGAGGAGCGUCAGCGUCAAGAUCAGGGUUCACAAGGAUCUGCGAAAAACAAUGGAUUUCAUAGACACAGUCAUCGGCGACCCCAACGCCCGCAACAUCGACUUUCUCACCAUUCACCCCCGCACGCGCGCGACCCCUUCUCGAGAGCCCAUCAACGUCGAGGCGCUCUCGAUCCUCGUAGAAAAGUACGGCGACGUGCUCCCCAUACUCGUGUCCGGCGACGUCUUCACGCUCGACACGCUCCCCUUCUCCUCGCCGUUCACCCCCGCUUCCGUCGAUACUGCUGCCGCUGGAGCCAGGGACGGCGCGAGCAGGCCGGCGAUACCCAAGCUCCGCGGCCUCAUGUCGGCUCGAGGCCUGCUGGCCAACCCCUCGCUGUUUGCGGGCACGCAGCGCUGCGGCUGGGACGUGGUGGAGCACUUCCUCAACCGCGUGACGCGCGCUCCGCUGCCCUUCAAGCUAGUGACGCACCACCUGACCGAGAUGACGGCGCCCGGGAUGGGGCCCGACAAGGAGAGCCUGCUCAGCAAGCGGGAGAGAAUCGAGAUGCUGGGGAACGAGGACAUGCUUGAUCUCAUCGACUGGCUGGACGUUAAGGUGGCCGAGAAGCGCGGUGGACUGGGGUUGAGACGGUGGAAUGAGGGUGAAGUUUGUUGA